Cercospora beticola is the source of this 1509-nucleotide messenger RNA. RefSeq names its product PQ-loop repeat-containing protein. Gene Ontology annotation, cellular component: membrane. NCBI's taxonomy places the organism in Eukaryota, Fungi, Ascomycota, Dothideomycetes, Mycosphaerellales, Mycosphaerellaceae. The record is from RefSeq and is a predicted model, not a curated record.
AACUAUGUUGGUGACUCCAACGACAUCAUCUCUACUCACAUCAAGAAAUCACUACUAUUGCUGCUCAUCAUACGCGCUCACUCUGAAGCAACCCAAGCCGCAAUCAACAGCCAGAGGUCCAAAUUUCACCCACAGGACGCGAAACGCGUCCGCCACACCUCGCGACAAUGUUUCCGCCAUCCGGCAGCUACAGCGUAGACAUUGAAGCCAUCUCGGGAAUCUGCGGUUCCAUUUCCAUCGCCUGCUGGGUCGUCGUCUUCUCUCCUCAAAUUAUCGAAAAUUUCCGAAGAAGUUCUGCUGAAGGCUUGAGUGUCGAAUUCAUCAUCAUCUGGCUUCUCGGAGAUAUCUUCAAUAUUCUUGGCGCUGUCCUGCAAAAUGUUUUGGCUACGAUGUUGAUUUUGGCGAUUUAUUAUACUUUGGCGGAUGUUGUGCUGUUGGCGCAGUAUUUUUAUUAUACGGGUUUUCGAUUGAGGGAUCCGAAGCCUGUGAAGGGUGGGAAUGGAACGGUGGAGGAUGGUGUUGGAGGGCCUACGGAGAGGUCGCCGUUGAUUUCUAAUGGAACUGCGAAUGGCCAUACGAGCCCUACGAGAAGGCAUGCGAGUGCGGCUGAUGUCGAAGUGCGCGCUCGCUCAAGCUCUGCUUUCAGAGAGCGCCUUGCCAGCCUCGAUUUUACGCACUCUUCGCCAGCCGUGCCAAUUCACGCACAACCAAAGAACGCCAAAGACGCUGAUGCGCUCAAGCCACAUCAGCCAAGGACCUUACUUCAAUCAGUUCUGUUCAAUGGCACUGCAAUUCUGCUCGUUGUCCUAGCCGGUAUUGCGGGCUACUACCUCACUCCAUCCACUCCCGAGGACAAGCGCGGAAAUCCUGCGAAAGAGCAAGCCGACAGCCUUCAAUUCAGCACAUGGGGACAAGUCUUUGGCUACAUCUGCGCUGUUCUGUAUCUCGGCAGUCGCGUUCCUCAGCUCUUGCUCAACUACCGAAGGAAGUCUACCGAAGGCUUGAACGCGCUCUUCUUCCUCUUCGCAUGCAUCGGAAACCUGACCUAUGUUUGCUCCAUCUUUGCUUUCAACCCGAUCUGCAGCCGGCACCGCCAUGGCCAUUGGCAGUCCAGUCAAUGCCAGCCCGGAGAGGCUUCAAGUAUCUAUGGCCGAUACAUCCUGGUCAACUUGAGCUGGCUCAUCGGCAGCUUGGGCACUCUCUUCCUGGACUUCGCGGUCUUUGUUCAGUUCUGGAUAUAUCGCGACAGCAACGCGCCCGAAGUUGACUCAGCUAACGAAACGCUCGUUGACUCGGACGAUGAUCGCGGCAGAGACGCAAGCUCACGCUAGUUGGAGUCAAAAAGCAGGUUUCGAAGCCGUCCACACUGUAGCAGGAACUCUGCGAAUCUGAAACUUGGAUUGCGCUUGGCCACUGCUGAAGCUAUACAAUGGCGAAAACAAGACGUCUGACCAUCGGUGAGCUCGGUUGGUCCAAUGUAAGCAUCGGCUCCCCCCUACAAAAACAGAA